UCAUCAUUAGCCAGUCACUGCACCAAGUGCACAACGGUUAUUGUCAGAAUUUAGCUAUGACCAACGGCUCGCAAUCUCUAGAAACCUCUAGCAAGGCUUCCAAUUUCGGGAGAAAGCUGUCAAAGCAUUGAUGAGUUUAAGGUAAUAAUGAAGGAGCUGGUUAACAUGAUUGUCCUUCACACAUACCCCUUUUCCAUUGUGGACGAUGUAGGAUUCAGAAAUUAUACAAGCACUUUAAACCCUGAGUCUGAAAUGCCGUCUCAAAUACAAGUGAGGGAAGAAUUACUCAAAAUGUUCAAUGCCGGAAUAGAAAGAAGGAAGCAAUUAUUAAAAAAUUACAAGGGUAAAAUUGCUGUUUCUUUGGAUUUGUGGACAUCUCAUGACAAUAGAAGGUUUGUAGCUGCCACAGCACAUUUAGUUGAUGAUACUUGGACACUACAGAGCUUCCUUUUUAGGUAAUAUUAUAGUAACAGGUAUAUUUGCUGUUUUAGUUGCCAUACAUUUGUUUUUCCCUCAUGUAAGAUGAUAGAAUUUUUAUCUACGUUGCCAUAGGUUCAUAAAGUUUCCAAAGGAAUACUCGGAGAAAGUGAUCAUGGAAUAAUACCUCAAAUGCAUGAGAACUUUUCUGAGUUGUUUCCUAGUAAGUCUGUUAUGGUUAGAGAGAAGUUCUUAAGUAUGAGAUGUUUUGCACAUGCCCUGAUGUUGCUAGUGAAGGAAGGUCUAGCCAUUCUUGGUGAUACAAGUCUGAGAAUUCGGAAUAUUGUAGAUUAUAUGACAGCAACAGCUGAAAGAAAGGAUAAUCUUCAUCAGAAAGCUCGUCUACUGAAUCUUUACAUAAGAGGAAAAUAAUUAGUUCUGAACUGUGAAACAAGGUGGGAUUCAACCUACGUGAUGCUUGUGAGAGCUUUGUAUUACAAGGAUGUGUUUAAAGACGAAAUGCUUUGUAAAUCAGGGAAUAUUGCCAUACCUAGUGACGAAGAUUGGAGUUUGACUGAAAAAGUUUGUGGAAAACUGAAGCUAAUCUAUGAAACUGCAUUGUUUUUUUCUGAGAAGAAUCAUGCUACUGCCAAUUUUAUUUUUCACCAAGGUCUGUGAUGUCAAAUUAGCUUUACUAGAGUGGGCUGCUUGCGAAAUUGAGAUGGUGAGAGAGAUGGCUUUGAAUAUGAAAGAAACCAUACGACGAGUACUGGAAUACUGUCAACACUGUCUUAGCAGUAGCUGCUGUAUUGGAUCCCAGAUACAAGAUGUAUAUAGUGGAAUAUUACUUCCACAAAAUAUAUGGAGAUGAUUCACAAGACCAAAUUGACCGUAUUAGAAAAGUAUCCUCUGAAUUGCUUGAAGAAUACCAAGCUAAAGAUAAGAAUAAUGAGCUUGACGAGCAAGCUGCCAUGUCUGCGUUUGAUUUGUUUCUUAAUGAGAGGAAGAAAAAUAAGGUAGGUGUAACAACUGAGUUGGACUAUUAUCUAGAUGAAGAUGUCUUGCCAAGAACCAAUGAUUUCAAUGUAAUAUCUUGGUGGCACACCAAUGGGCUGAAAUAUCCUACCCUGCAAAGUAUAGCCAGGGAUGUUCUUGCUAUACCUGUUUCGAAACUAGAUUCAGGUGCUGUAUUUUGUACGGUUGGCAGAGUGUUGGAGCAAUAUUAUAAUAAGCUGGAUGAAGAAACAGUUGAAGCAUUGAUGUGUAGAAGAGAUUGGUUGAUUUCAGACAUUCCAGGUGGUUAUGUGUCUGAAGAUGAAGAAGAUUCUUUCUGGCUUUCUGAUGAAGAUUCGGACAAUGAAUGAGACUAUAUAGAAUUUUACUAAGGCGAACUGGGGAUUUACUGAUGAAAGUAAAUAUUUGCUGACUGGUACAACUGAUAUUACAGUUUCACUGCUUCUCCAAAUUGAAUCUGUAAGUGUGUUGUCAAUACUUGUGGGGGAUUAUAACAUUCCUAUAUUUUUGUUAAGUAUCUUUUGACUGCUUGUAUCUGCAUGACCGAAUUUCCUUGGAUAUAUUUUGUAGAUGCAAGACUUUAUGAUAUCUUUGAGAUGUUAUUAGAAAACAAAAAUGGUUUAUCAGAAAUGUUGAACUCUGGUUGUUGUUUAUAAAUCUGAUCGUCAGAGAAAUGUUGAGAGCGAGCCUUUUAUGCUUAAGUCUUUCACCUUGAUCUUCUAUGUGCAUCUUAAUCAUACAUGUGUCGUGUAUAAUACAAUUUGGCCCUGUUUGGUAAUUAGUUGAUAGCUCGUUUGAUCUUCCAAUUAUACAAGAU
Messenger RNA from Chenopodium quinoa (quinoa), 2248 nucleotides. Its product is annotated as zinc finger BED domain-containing protein DAYSLEEPER-like. Lineage: Eukaryota; Viridiplantae; Streptophyta; Magnoliopsida; Caryophyllales; Amaranthaceae. Bases 1245 to 1781 code for a protein of 178 amino acids. The record is from RefSeq and is a predicted model, not a curated record. The transcript is spliced from 3 exons. Gene Ontology annotation, molecular function: protein dimerization activity.